Molecule: messenger RNA, 1320 nt
Organism: Penicillium psychrosexuale
Lineage: Eukaryota; Fungi; Ascomycota; Eurotiomycetes; Eurotiales; Aspergillaceae
Product: acetamidase/formamidase family protein
Exons: 1
Coding region: 1-1320 (439 amino acids)
Molecular function (GO): hydrolase activity, acting on carbon-nitrogen (but not peptide) bonds, in linear amides
Source: RefSeq, a predicted model, not a curated record
AUGUCUACCUCGACCAUCGGGUUCCAACCCAAUGAGACCUCCGUACGAGCGAUUCGCACAGUCAUUUCGGUUGACCCCCAUAGCGAACCCUUGAGUCAGCCAAAUAUUCAUAAUAGGUGGCAUCCGGAUAUUCCAUUUGUUACAGAAGUGAAAGAAGGUGAAUCUUUCAACGUUGAAUGUUGUGACUUCACUGGAAACUUCAUUUCCAACAAUGACUGCGCAGACGACGUCCUAGACUUUUGCUGGGAGAGAGAUCAUCAUCUGUCAGGGCCGAUUCGGGUUGCCAAUGCUCAACCCGGAGAUGUACUCUGCAUUGACAUUUUAGAGGUCCAGCCAUUCCCAGAUCGAAUGUGGGGGUUCUCUCUUAUUGAUCCCGGACUUGGGCCUCUUGACCAACCUCAAACAAGAGUGGCCAAGAGUAUUUGGGACUUCCAUGGGAAAAUGGCGUCUUCUCGCCAUAUAAAGGAUGUCUCCUUUUGUGGGAGACCACAGUGUGGAGUAAUCGGCACUGCACCUUCCCAUGAGCUGCUGCAACGUUGGUCAGAACGAGAAGGGGCCCUCAACGAAAACCACGAAAACCACGGAGUGGUCUGUGCACAGAUGCCUGUCGAGAGCGGGGCUUAUGUGGGACAAAAGCUUCCAGAGAACCUUUUGAACAAGAUCAAAACAGAGGGUGCAAGAACAAAGCCCGCCCGUGAACAUGGUGGCAAUAUCGACGCCGGAAGCCUUACCGGCGGCUCUCGAAUUUACCUCCCUGUCUACGUCCCGGGAGCGAAUCUCUCCGUCGGGGAUCUCCAUUUUUCUCAAGGUGAUGGCGAGCCCACAUGUGCCAUUGAGAUGGCCGGUAUUGCCACGCUCAAAUGCUCGGUUUUUCCGGGUGGAAUGGAGAAACUAGGAUUGAGCUGUCCCAUUGUGGUGCCCAGUCCUGCCGAGCCAUUGUACCGCCAACAACUCGCUUUUCAUGGCAUCUCAGUGGACAAAAAAGGCAAUCAGAAACGCAGUGAUUUGACGACCUCAUACAUCCAAGCUGCUACCCACGCUAUGGACUAUCUGCAGCGCUUCGGAUACUCCCAUGAGCAGGCCUACACACUACUGGCUACUGCUCCGGUUGAAACAAAAGUUUUAGCAGUGCCCAACAUUCCGACUGCGAAUGUUUCUGUUGGAAUACCAACUCAGAUCUUCAACUUCAAUAUCAAUCCUACCCCAGAUGGCCCGUCACCAAAAGAUCGUGGGUCUCUGGCGUAUCUUUCGGAGGCCCGAGAGAAAGCCUUCCAAGAAGCUCGCAAAGGAUGCAGCGAGACACCUUUCGAUAGACCAUGA